AUCCUCAAGAAUUAGAAGAAGAUGGAGGAAAUAAAGAAUCAAGAAUUGGAAGAAGAAGCAGAAUUAGGAUCAAGAAUGGAGAAAGUAUAUAUUGCUGUAGGAAACGAUGUACAAGAAGGUCACAAGACGAUUCAUUGGGCUUUAAAGAAAUGGAACAACAUACCUAUCUCCAUUGUUCUUCUUCAUCUCUGCAACAUUUCUCAAGAUUUUGUUUACACCCCUUUUGGGAAGCUUCCAGCGAGUUCUGUGAGUGAGGAAAAGCUUCAAGUUCUAAGGAAAUACGAGGAACAAAAGAUCGACAAGUUGUUGUCCAAAUACAUUACUUUUUGUGGAAAGUUACAGGUGAAAGCAGAGUUGCUCAAAGUUGAGAAGCAAGAUGACUCAAUUCAAGUGUUGAUCUUAGAUUUAAUCUCAAAGCUUAGAAUCACAAAACUCGUCAUGGGAAUCACUUUCAUGAGAUCUUCAUCAUCUUGGAAAUCGAAGAGUGCGAUAAGCGGAUCGUUCUAUGUUUAUCAAAACAAACCAGAGUUUUGCGAAUUAUAUAUAAUUUGUGGAGGCAAAAUGGUUUCACUAAAGAGAGAGAAUGAUGUGAACAACAAUAGCAAUAUCAGAAGCUGGAUUGGUAAGAUGUUCCAUGAUCCGGGAAGAAAUCUAGACCGUUCAUCUGGCAACAGUGAUGAUCCAACGGCUAGUGGAAGUUCAUGGGAUAAGAAUUUACACGAGAUAGAGAUUUAUUUCGAGCAGUUAUUGAGUUUGAAUCUUGAAGAAGAAGUAAACGAAAGCGUUGUUGAAGAAGAACAAGAGGAAGAUGAUGAUGAUGUGGCAUUAAACGUGCUGCAACAUAUGAAUGUAGCAGAGAAGUUAGAGUAUGUGAGAAGAAAGGUUAAUGAAGCUAAGCUGAUGAUAGAUGAGAAAAGAAUAGAAGUCAAAGUCAACGCUGAAAGAUCAGACAAAGCUGAAUGGGCAAUCUCUUUAUGCAAUAGCAGAAUUGGAGAGCUUGAAGCUUGGAUUAAAGAAGAAAGUGAGAGACGAGAGAAGCUUCAAGGGACGUUAGAUUCGAAUAAAGAAUGUAUCGAAGAAGCGAAGAACUAUGUCGAAAAAGGGAAAACAAAGCUUAAUUCACUUGCAGAGCUUCAAGAAGAGCUCUCAAGUAAAGUUAAGACAAUGAUGGAGGCUAAAUCGCAGGCGGAGGUCGAGCUUGAGAGGGUUGUGUUACAGAGAGGAGAGAUGGUAAUGGAGAUUGAGAAACUUAGGAAUCAAAGAGAUGUUUUCAAUCGUAGGAUUGAGUUUUGCAGGGAGAAAGAGGUGACAGGUUUGGUUUCGAAGGAAGAAGUGAAGUGCGGGUAUAGAGAGUAUGUUGCAGAGGAUAUCAGACUGGCAACAGAGAGUUAUUCUGAUCGAUUGAGGUUGAAAUCUGGUGGUAAUUGGACAAAUGUGUACCGAGGAAGGAUCGAACAUACAACUGUGGCUGUGAAAGUGAUUGGUGAUUGUUUAUCAGAUGAGGAUUUUGGAGCUAAAGUUAAGCUUUUGAAUGAGAUUAGGCAUCCUAAUUUGGUAGCAAUUGCUGGGUUUUGUUCACAAAGGCCUAAAUGUUUACUCUUUGAGUACAUGCAUAAUGGGAACUUAAGGGAUAAUCUAUUCACAUCGCAGAGGAAAUCGAGAAGAAGCAAGAUACUGAUAUGGCAUGAUAGGAUUCGUAUAGCUCACCAGGUUUGCUCUGGUCUCGGGUUUCUCCAUUCAGUUAAGCCUAAACCGAUUGUCCAUGGUCGCCUUACGCCGUCUAAGAUCCUCUUGGACCGUAACCUUGUUCCGAAAAUAACCGGGUUUGGACUUAUAAUGCAUAGCGAUCAAUCUGAUACGAAACCUGAUGUGAUGGCUUUUGGGGUUUUGCUUCUGCAUCUUUUAACCGGGAGGAACUGGCCUGGUUUGCUCAAGGCAAUGUCUAUGAACCAGACAAGCAUUCUCAGGGAUUUGGAUCAAACAGCUGGUAAGUGGCCACUCGAGUUAGCUAAAGAGUUUGGUGCGCUUGCAGUGAAGUGUUCUUCAGUUAACAGAGGAGGGAACACAGAUUUUUCAACCAAAGAGAUAAUGGAAGAGCUUGGUAAGAUAAGGGAAAAAGCCGAUGAGUUUAAAACCACAGGAGGGUACGAGGAAGCAACCAAUUCAAACAUCAAUGAAGGAGAUCCGAAUGACAUACCAAGUGUUUUCAUGUGUCCAAUACUUCAGGAAGUGAUGAAGAAUCCACAUGUUGCAGCAGAUGGGUUUUCAUAUGAGCUUGAGGCCAUAGAGGAAUGGCUAAGCAUGGGACAUGACACAUCUCCAAUGACAAAUCUGAGACUCGAUUACCAGAUGCUUACACCAAAUCAUACCCUUCGUUCUCUGAUUCAAGACUGGCAUAGCAAGAGAGCAGCACAAGCUUCCUCCUAAAUUAUUUUGUAUAACCUCGAGAAUUGGCAAAAACACAGACCUCAAAAGGUUUCUAAUUAUAUAUUUUUGAUUAUCUUAAGCAAUAAAAUCCAAAGAUAUUG
Arabidopsis arenosa is the source of this 2528-nucleotide messenger RNA. Lineage: Eukaryota; Viridiplantae; Streptophyta; Magnoliopsida; Brassicales; Brassicaceae. The record is from the annotation of a GenBank genome assembly.